GUGUUGGAUACGGCGGUGCAAACAUGAGCACGUCGACCAAUCAGAUUUCGCCCUGGGACGCGCAGCUGACAACGAAAACAAAGAAAGGCAUGUUUUUCCCUCUAAAGCUGCUCGCUUCCCAUGCAUCGCCUGGUCAAGGCACUGGAGGAGCCGUCACUAUUUAACACUUACUCACUGGACACACUUCACUUUCACCAGCAUCUAGACUGUGUGUCUGCUCAGAGGGACGUGGGGAGCACGUCGAAAGAUCCAGGUAAAAAGAGAAGAAAAGUAAAAAGGACAGUGCAGAUCAGUAGAUGGCAGGUUCUCUCUGCUUCCAGGGUUUGUCUUGACGGCUGCUACCUUUUAUCAUGCUGAGUCUCAUCAAACUGCCUCAAGUCUUAACCAUCAACCAAGUGCCGAAAGUCUUUCAUGAAGAUGGGAUCAUUUCAGGGUAUCGAUACCCCUACAGCUCAGCUCAAGACUGUGUUCUUAGUCUCUUCCAGCUUACUAAUGAAACCCUUAACAUUUGGACCCACUUUCUGCCCACAUGGUUUUUCCUAUGGAAGCUGCUAAUGGUGCUAGUAGAGGAGGAGUGGCAGGAAGACACAUACUGCUGGCCUCUACUGGUCUUCCUGGUGUCCUGCUGUUUGUACCCACUGGCCUCCAGCUGUGCCCACACGUUCAGCACCAUGUCUGAGCGUGCCAGGCAUAUCUGCUUUUUCUUUGACUAUGGAGCGCUCAGCUUCUACAGCUUAGGUUCUGCUAUCACCUAUUCCUCUUAUGUGUUUCCUGAGAAGUGGGUCAACAGCCCUUUCCAUAAAUACUACAUUCCUGCUGCUACACUCAACUCUGUUAUCUCCACCGGACUGGCCUGUUACUCAAGGUCUACUGUGAAAUCAGCUGCAAAACUAGGAAAGGGUCUGAGAAUUGUUGCCUUUACUUUCCCAUAUCUCUUCGAUAACAUCCCUUUGUUUUAUAGGAUGUUUAUGUGUACUGGUGAGGGCUGCACAGUCAAUGAUGCCACUGCUGUCCACUACCAGCACACUGCACUGGCCCUCCUCACUGGCUUUCUCUUUGCUACGCAUCUGCCUGAACGCCUGGCACCUGGCAGCUUUGACUAUAUAGGGCACAGCCACCAGCUCUUUCAUGUGUUUGCUAUCAUUGGCACAUAUUUCCAGCUGACUGCAAUUGAGCUAGACAUGACCCUGCGGAAGCGGUGGCUUCAGGCUCAUUCACAGCCGAUUACCUUUACCAACACAGUGGGUGCAGCGAUUCUUUGCGUGGCCUCCAGUGUCUGUAUAAUCAGCAUCUUCAGCCGGACACUUUUCUCCACCAGACAUAAGAAGAAUGAUGAUUUGAAAAGGUCACAUUUUAGUGUAGCCUCUGACUCAUGGUAACCAAAGGGUGUUUUAUUUUAAGCCAGGAGAGAUUAUGAUAAAAGAAUGGCUUGUGCUGAUAUGAAAUGUGAAGCUGACUGGAUUGGCUGUACUAAUUCUCUUUUAAAAGUUUGUUCAUUUAGUUGUAUUCUUUUCUCUCACAAAAGUGGUUUAUUGACUAAAACUAGUUCUCAGUGCCUUUUAUCAGGAUGCAUUCAGAAUAUGUGCCUUAUGUUUCUGUUGUAUUUUAUCUAUUUGUUUGUGUGUUUAACCUCACCUUGAAAACAAGGAUCUCACAUAUGCACACUGAUGACUAAGAUUUUAUUAUUAUUUUUUUCAAAAGUUAUGUAAAAGUGUUUGUUUUGGUCGACUGUAUUUAUAACUGUGCACUGUUGUCUAUUUAUAAUGAAUAAACUAUUGAUUUUG
Messenger RNA from Astyanax mexicanus (Mexican tetra), 1784 nucleotides. RefSeq names its product progestin and adipoQ receptor family member Va (gene paqr5a). Lineage: Eukaryota; Metazoa; Chordata; Actinopteri; Characiformes; Acestrorhamphidae. The transcript has 8 exons. The record is from RefSeq and is a predicted model, not a curated record. Gene Ontology annotation, cellular component: membrane. The coding region runs from base 351 to 1379 and encodes 342 amino acids. Gene Ontology annotation, molecular function: signaling receptor activity.